UGCUCCCCUCCUCUCCCCUCUGCUGGAAUGAGAGCUUGAGGAUUAAGGAGCCGGGCGGCUGGACCAGACGAACACAGGAUUGAAAUUGGGAUUGGAGGGCUCGGGCAGGACUGGAUUAUUGUUGGACUGCAGGAAACGGGCAGUUUGUGCUGGGAUUGGUGACACGGAUUGUCUUGUGGACUCUAUGAAACAAGUGGCAGUGAGAAACAAACGUGGUUUUCAGCGGCACUGGGAGCACAGGGACUAUUGAGACUGGUUGUGAAGCUACUCAGCUGCAGACAGACCAACGCUUUCUCUGUGCCUGAUGACCUCAGUCCAGAGGAGAGAAAGGAGCUGGAAAGCAUCCGCCGCAGGAAAGAGGAGCUACUGCACGACAUACAGAGGCUGAAGGAUGAGAUAGCAGAGGUGACCAAUGAGAUUGAAAGCCUGGGCCAGAGUGAAGAGAGGAAAAGCAUGCAGAGGAAUAAACAGAUGGCCAUGGGCCGAAAGAAGUUCAACAUGGACCCGAAGAAGGGGAUUCGUUUCUUGAUUGACAGCUCCCUUUUGAAAAACACCAGCGAUGACAUCGCCCAGUUUCUCUACAAGGGGGAGGGGCUUAAUAAGACCGCUAUUGGAGACUACCUAGGGGAGAGAGAUGACUUUAACAUCGAGGUCCUGCACGCCUUCCUGGAGCUGCACGAGUUCUCAGACCUGAACCUGGUGCAGGCCCUCAGACAGUUCCUGUGGAGCUUCAGACUGCCCGGCGAGGCUCAGAAGAUCGACCGCAUGAUGGAGGCGUUCGCCCUCAGAUACUGCCGCUGUAACCCCGGAGUGUUCCAGAGCACAGAUACCUGUUACGUGUUGUCUUUCGCUGUGAUCAUGUUGAACACCAGUCUACACAACCCCAACGUGAAGGACAAGCCCUCGGUCCAGAGGUUCACGGCCAUGAACAGAGGCAUCAAUGAUGGAGGAGACCUGCCGGAGGAGCUGCUCAGGAACUUGUUCGACAGCAUCAAGAACGAACCCUUUAAGAUCCCAGAGGAUGAUGGGAACGACCUCACACACACCUUCUUCAACCCCGACCGAGAAGGAUGGCUGCUCAAGCUCGGAGGGGGACGAGUUAAGACCUGGAAGAGACGCUGGUUCAUUCUCACAGAUAACUGCCUCUACUACUUUGAGUACACGACUGAUAAAGAACCCAGAGGAAUUAUUCCACUGGAGAAUCUGAGCAUCAGAGAAGUCGAUGACUCCAAGAAACCGAACUGCUUCGAGCUGUUCGUCUCCGACCACAGAGAUCAGGUGAUCAAAGCCUGCAAGACGGAGGCAGACGGCCGCGUGGUGGAGGGAAACCACACUUUCUACAGGAUCUCCGCCCCGACCGCAGAGGAGAAGGACGAGUGGAUCAACAGCAUCAAAGCCGCCAUCAGCAAAGACCCGUUCUACGAGAUGCUGGCUGCCCGGAAAAAGAAAGUGUCGUCUCUGAAAGGGCUGUAGCGCUGUGAGGAUGAAACACUGUGGACCUGAUACUCGUCCUCCUGUUGCAGGGACAUUUGGACCUGACGGAGAGAAGUUUGCUUUUAAAGCUCUUCCUCUGUCCCCUUCAGUACCGACACCUCUCUCUCUCCAGGUUUGACCUUUUGUUUAAAGUUUCUCUCCCCAUCUAGGAAGGACAGUGGUAGACCUCUGUCUUUAUCUUCCUUUUGGACCCUUCUGCAGUGCUGUACCCCCUUUAUACACUGUGGUACAGCAAGGCUCUACUACAGAGGCACUAAGAACAUUAUAUGUUAGGAAGUUAAAUAUCAAAAUGGGUGAGGGUGUAAUAUUCAGAGAAAAACAUAAUUUGGAAGGAAAAAGCUAGGAAGUUCUGUCUGUCUGAGAAAAAACAAGCAAACAUUUAUGUUAUGAGAUUAUCAAGCAUAACAUUUAAGCGGAAACAAAUCUGGAAUUUCUCCGUGAUAAUAUGGUAAAUCUGGGUUGUGAUCACAAGUACUUCUUAUUGCAAGUUAAUAUUACUACAGGUCAAUGACAGAAUAUGGCAAGCUGGGGCGUAUUGCUGUGAUGAUCCAGCAUGCUAAGUGAAGCGAUGUGGUUCCCUUAAAAACAACCCGCAAUUUUCGGUGUUAAAUAACCCUUCUCCUAAUAGAAGCUAAUAACCUACAAUGGCGCUGAUAAGCCGUUGUUCUCCACAGCUCUACGAGGAGAUGUUCUCGGUCAGAAUGAAACUUUAAUUCAUUUUGUUUUAGUUGAACACGAGGGGGAUUGGGCACCUACUGUUUUUUGAUAAAAGCCUUUCUCCACCUUGUGAAAGUUGCAGCACAUUUCAACACAAGGAUGGGGAUCAGAUGAAGGAAUCACAUGGCACAAUAAUGUGAUUCAGAGCAGCUUUCGGAGAGUCUGAAGUUUGAGGUCUUGGAUUCAAUUUCUCUUACAAUAUAGAAAUCACAUGGAAAACAAAUGUUGUCAUCUCGUUUGGGAUGCUGGACUUUAUUGUACAAAAUGCUCUUUUCUAAAUCAGUUUUCUUACUGCUGUUGGUCACAUGUCAAAGCACUGUUAAUGAAAGUGAUGCAUAAAUAGCUAAAUAUUUAUUUAUCCAGAUUUCUUGUAACUUAUUAUUUUGAGAUUUGUCUCAUUAAAAGUCUGAAAAACCAA
Messenger RNA from Trematomus bernacchii (emerald rockcod), 2629 nucleotides. RefSeq names its product cytohesin 1b (gene cyth1b). The coding region runs from base 454 to 1473 and encodes 339 amino acids. Gene Ontology annotation, molecular function: guanyl-nucleotide exchange factor activity. The record is from RefSeq and is a predicted model, not a curated record. NCBI's taxonomy places the organism in Eukaryota, Metazoa, Chordata, Actinopteri, Perciformes, Nototheniidae. Gene Ontology annotation, biological process: regulation of ARF protein signal transduction. The transcript is spliced from 12 exons.